This is a messenger RNA of Drosophila montana, 1862 nucleotides long. It is a transcript of the gene Pdi, whose product is annotated as protein disulfide isomerase. The transcript is spliced from 2 exons. The record is from RefSeq and is a predicted model, not a curated record. Lineage: Eukaryota; Metazoa; Arthropoda; Insecta; Diptera; Drosophilidae. Gene Ontology annotation, biological process: response to endoplasmic reticulum stress; protein folding. Gene Ontology annotation, cellular component: endoplasmic reticulum. Bases 144 to 1625 code for a protein of 493 amino acids. Gene Ontology annotation, molecular function: protein disulfide isomerase activity.
ACGUAGACGAUUUCAUUUGGAAUUUAGCUUGCAACUUGUGCGGUAGACGUUUUUUGUCUUUAGAGUUGCGCUAGUGUGUGUCUGUGUGAUAGACAUCUACCUACAAAUAGGCAUUUAUAUAUACUAAAUAUUAAGUGCCCGCGAUGAAAUUCCUAAUCUGUGCACUACUCGCGGCGUCCUACGUGGCGGCCGUUGAUAUUAAACUGGAGGAGGGUGUCAUCGUAGCGACGGUGGACAAUUUCAAACAAGUGAUUGCUGACAACGAAUUUGUGCUUGUCGAGUUCUAUGCACCCUGGUGUGGUCAUUGCAAGGCACUGGCGCCCGAGUAUGCCAAGGCCGCCCAACAGCUGGCAGAGAAGGAGUCACCCAUUAAACUGGCCAAGGUCGAUGCCACCGUUGAGGGUGAGCUGGCCGAGCAGUACCAAGUGCGUGGCUAUCCCACGCUGAAGUUCUUCCGCAGUGGCUCGCCCGUGGAGUACAAUGGUGGACGUCAGGCCGCUGACAUAAUUGCCUGGGUGACCAAGAAGACUGGCCCACCAGCCAAGGAUUUGACCAGCGUUGCCGAAGCCGAGCAGUUCCUGAAGGACAAUGAGAUUGCCAUCAUUGGCUUCUUCAAGGAUGUUGAGUCGGCGGAGGCCAAGGUCUUUACUAAGGCCGCCAACGCAUUGGACUCGUUUGUCUUUGGUAUCAGCAGCAAUGCCGAUGUGAUUGCCAAAUACGAAUCCAAGGACAAUGGCGUCGUGCUGUUCAAGCCAUUCGAUGAAAAGAAAUCGGUGUUCGAGGGCGAGCUGAGUGAGGAGAGCCUUAAGAAAUUCGCUCAGGUGCAAUCCCUGCCUUUGAUUGUGGACUUCAACCAUGAGUCGGCAUCCAAAAUCUUCGGUGGCUCCAUCAAAUCGCAUCUGUUGUUCUUCGUGUCCAAGGAGGCUGGCCACAUUGAGGCCCAUGUUGAUCCGCUGAAGGAGAUUGCCAAGAAAUACCGUGAGGACAUUCUGUUUGUCACCAUCUCAUCUGAUGAGGAGGAUCAUACUCGCAUCUUUGAGUUCUUUGGCAUGAACAAAGAGGAGGUGCCUACCAUUCGCUUGAUCAAGCUGGAGGAGGAUAUGGCCAAGUACAAGCCCGAAUCAGCCGAUCUGACACCCGAGUCGAUUGAGGCAUUCGUCAAGAAGUUCCUCGACGGUAAACUGAAGCAGCAUCUGCUGUCACAGGAGCUGCCUGAGGAUUGGGACAAACAGCCCGUCAAGGUGCUCGUCUCGAGCAAUUUCGAGAGCGUUGCUUUGGACAAGAGCAAGUCGGUGCUGGUUGAGUUCUAUGCUCCAUGGUGCGGUCACUGCAAACAGCUGGCGCCCAUCUACGAUCAGCUGGCUGAGAAGUACAAGGAUAAUGCCGACAUUGUCAUUGCCAAGAUGGACUCCACUGCCAAUGAGCUGGAGAACAUCAAGAUCUCAUCCUUCCCAACUAUCAAAUACUUCCGUAAGGACGACAACAAGGUCAUCGACUACAAUCUGGACAGGACUUUAGAUGAGUUUGUCAAGUUCCUGGAUGCCAACGGCGAGGUUGCCGAUGCCGAGCCUGCUGAGGAGAGCGAGGAGGACGAAGAAGCGGCGCCCAAGAAGGACGAGUUGUAAACCAACAACAACAACACAAUUAAUCGAAGAAAAACAAAACAACAGCAACAACACACACACAAACACACAGCAACAACAAAUAGCAACGUACAUUCUGUAGUUUAUUCUUGUCUUCGGUCGUGGAUACAAUUCCAAUGAGUUUUUGUCAUUGCCCCCAGUCCUGGCCGUGGCACAAUUUAAGUCCCAACUUGUUUGCCUAAUAAAUAACAUAAUUUAGUUGUGAUUUGCAACAACAAA